UCAACUUGAGGAAAGACGUCGGAAUUACUCCAUGGAGAGUAAUGAAAGCAAGAGUGCCUCUGAUGGGGGCCAAGGAGGGGAGAAGGCACCACCCCGCCCGGCUGGGGGUGGGGGAGGGGGUGGGGGACUGGAGAAGCUGUCACGCGAAGAGCUUGUCAACAAAUGCAGGAAUCUGUUGGGUCUUGCACAGAAGGCUAAGGCAGCAAAAGAUGAAGCAACAGCCGAAUUGAAAAGGGUCAAAGCAGCCUCAAAGAGUGUGGAAGCAGAAGAGGAGAAGAGAAAGAAAGCAGAAUCAGAGGCAGAAGCGCUACGGGAGAUGGUCACCGAUCUCACGGAGGGGAAGGUGGCGCAGACAACCAAGAUUGAGAGUCUCCAGAGACAGUUAAGGGCCGCCUCAAGUGAAGUGGACUCACUCCAUGAAUUGAAAGCUGCUCUGCUGGGGGAGAGAGACAAGCAGGAAGCAGAGGCCUCCAAACUGCUAACAGAAUACCAGAAAACAAGAGAAGAGUUAGAACAAAUUAAGGUUUCGAGUGCAAAGAAAAUUGAGCUGCUGCAGAAGACUUGGGAAAAGGAAAAACACAUUUUACAGGAGAAAGUGGAGAACCUGGAAGCUCAGAAUAGUCAAGUGGAUAUUUUGAAGACCAAAUGUAAGAAGCUGGUUCAGGAGAAAGCAGGGCUGGAGGAAGAGCUAAAGAAACAGCAAGUCCUUGUGGCAAAAGGUGUCAAAAUGCAAGGAGAAGUUUUAGCCCUUAAAGAAGAGAAGAAGGCCGCUGACAUCAUACUCGAGACCACGCAGAAACAGAAGAAGGCCCUUGAGGACAAGUUAAAAUCCUUUGAAAGCCAAGUCACAGACCUGAAGAAGGCAAAAGAGAAGGAUGAGAAAAAAUCCAAAUUGGAACUUGGCAAAGUGCAGGAGUUGGAGGAAAGGUUGAGAGAGAAAGAUUUGGCUUUAUCAGAAGCUGAAACUAAGCUGAAGGAUUUGAAUAUUAAACUUGAAGAUAUGGAGGGUGCUAAACAUCUGCUAGAGGAAAGUGCUAGAGAAGCCAAGGAGAAUUCUGAGAAGAAUGAAGCUGAUGGAACAAAGCUAAAAGAUGAUCUUAAUGAAGCUUUAGAGAAGAAUAAGUAUCUUGUAAGUGAAUUUGAUGAUUUUAAGGCCAAGCACAGUGAGCAAAUAGAAGUGUAUACCAAAGAGAUUGAGUAUUUAAAAUCAACAAUGGAGAAACAGAUGGAAGAGAGCAGAGUGCAUUCGGAAUUAGAGUUGCAAAAGAUUAGUGAAGAAAAGGGAGAACAGUUCAAACUGAUUGAGGAGCAGCAUCAGGCCUUGAAAGUAAAAGAACAGAAUUUGACAGAAGAAAAUGCACAAUUGAAGGAUAAUGUAGAGCAAUUAAGAGGUAGCAGUCAAAAACUGGAAGAAGAGAUUUCAGAGUUACAAAGACAGCUUAAGGAAAAAGAUGCACUCAGUGCUGAUCUCCUACAGAAAUAUCAAGCCAAAGAAUCUGAAAAUGUUGGUCUUGCUGAAAGCAAGGACAAAGUGGAAGAAUUGAUGGUGCAGGUAAAGGAAUUUACUGAGGAAAUCAAUAAACUUAAUGAAGAAAAUAAGGCUUUGCUUGAUAAAUGUAACAGUCUAGAAACAGAGACAUCACAUUUGAAGGAAAAGUUGGAAGAAGCACAGAUGGAAAAGCAAAAUCUAGAAACUGAACAUUCCAAGGCUGCUGGAGAAAAGGGAAGAUAUCAGGAAAUUGCUGAUGAAUGCAAAGAAAAAGUCGAUAGGUUAAAUGAAGACAUAGAGAACCUAAAAUCUGAGAACAGCAAACUAAUUGCAGAUGCAUCAGAUGUAAACGAUACACUGAAAGAUGUCCAGGAAACUGUGUCUUCAAUAACUUUAGCUUUUAAGGAAGUUUAUCCUAUUAUGAGUGAGUCCCUCAUUUCUUCAACUUCUGACAAUCUCUUAGCAAGACUGAAAGGUAUUCAAGAGCUUUUAGGUGAAAUUGGCAAGAAGCGGGAGAGCCUCAGUCCAGAGGAGUGGGUAAAGACUGUCACAAGUUCACUUGAACAGUUCCAGAACAGCUUCCAGGUUAUUGUUCAGUCUAAGACCAAGGUAUCUGAAAAGUCUUGUGAAGAUUGUUUUGGUAGUUUAAGCAAAAGUUUUAUCGAUGUUUACAAAAUUACAUUGUCUAUCUUGGAUCUCCCUGAAAACUCAGUCCUCGAAGAGAAAUGCCAACAGAUCACCUCAUCAUUUUCAAAGCUGUGUGAAGGUUUGAGUAAAGAUUUGGAAAUGGCAAAUCAGAUGAGUGAGGAAGUGAAAAAGAUUACCCAAGAAAGAGAGGCAUUGCAUGAACAGAUACAGAAAGUGAAUGAAGAAUCUGACAGGAAGAUCAAAGAGGUGUCUGCCCAUCUUGAUAACACAUUAAAAGAUAAGAACUGUGAGUUAGAGAACAAAAAGGAAGUUAUUGCUGAGCAUGAGAAGACUGUGAAGAAGCUAGAGAAAACAUUAGAGGAGGAGAAAGCAUCAUUUGAAAAACUGUCAGCAGAACAUAAAGAGAAAUUGUCUGUUUUAGAAGAAAAGUUAACUGUGAGGGAAAAAAGACUUGGUGAAUUAGAGACACAGAUAACAUCAGGUGACAGCCAGAAAGAGGAGAUUGUCAGUAACUUAAGAAAGCAAUUAGAGAGCAUUACAGAAGAAAAGACAAAUUUAGACAAGAAAUUAGAGGAAGUUAUUGUACAGAAAGAGCAUAUGGAGAAGUCACACAGAGACCAGAGUGAGGAAAUGGCCAGCUUGCUAAAGAAAGGGGAGGAACUGACCUCUGAAUGCAACUCCCUCCAAAAGGAAAAGGAGGCUGUAGCAAAUAGCCUGGAAGAUGUGAAGAGGGAGUUCACCACGAAGGAGAAGAUCUAUCAAGACGAGAAGCAUGAGUUAGAGAAGAAAGUCGUCCUGCUAUCUGAAGAGAAGAUCAGUUUAGAAAAGGAAUUUGCCACCAUGAGUCAGAGCAGGAAGUCCAAUGAAGAAGACUUCAGCUCAAAGAGAAAAGAACUCGAGGAACAAAUCCAUACUAUCGCAGAGGAAAAGGCCAGCCUAAAGGGGGAACUUGAGGACAGGAAGAGAGAAAAUGCAACUCUUCAAGAAAAUAUUCAGGAACUGGAGAAGAAGCUGGAGAAACUUGGCUCGGAAGUGGGGCAGUUGCAAGAAAAGGUCAAAGAUAGAGAGACAGAGCUAGAGAUUCCUGAGUAUGUUCAACACAGGACAGUUAAGUGUAUGAGAAAUCUAAAUGUGGAGGAGGCCAGCAGGGGUUAUAGGAUGUCUAGUAGUGAAGCAGAGCUAGCCAGCAAGCAGGAGCAGCUCCAGACAAUUACAGAAAAACUUCAGUCAUUCAGCAAUGAUUCUCCCCCACCUGCAACUGCUCCAGACAAUCAGCAACUGGAAAAACUUGAAGAGAAAAUCCAGGAGCUUCAGCAAGAGAGGGAUGUUCUAAAAAAGACAAUCCAAGGUUUAGAGAGCGAGUUGUCUUCGGCCCGUGAGUCAACCAACCAGGCUCAGGACGCACAGAGCGAGGCCAUGAGCACAAGCACAAUCAGUCGAGCGGAGGACACCCAGCGCAUGAAGGAACUGGAGGACACGUUUGAGGAGAGGUAUAUGAAGCUGAAGAGCGUUGCCAUCAAACUGAAGAAACGAGUAGCAGAACUCACAGCCCAGCUCAACUCGUCGGAGGAAUCGCGCAGUAGAUUAGCCACGGAAAAAGAUGAUCUUAAGAAGAAGUUUGACAUGGGAGCCAAAGAUAGCAUGAAAACGGUGUCAAAGAACAUACAGGCUCUUCAGGGUGAGAUUGACAGAUUGCAAGAUGAAGUAGACAGCAAAGUAAAAGAACUCAAGGACACUGGAAAACAGCUUCUGGCAGCGACUGAACAACUAGCAGCUGCAAAGUCUGAUUUGGCAAAGAUGCAGGAGGAAAAUGCUGUUAUAUAUCGUACAGUAAAGGGCCUAGAGGAAACAAUUGCCACACAGGAAAGUGUCACCUUGAGCUUGCGUGGGCAGGUCGCUAGCCUGGAGGAGCGCAUAGCAGCCGAGGUGCAGCAGCAACACACCCUCGAGGAACGCAGGAGGAAGGCUGAUGAGCAGAUUGAGGAGGAGAGACAGAAAAUUUCCCAACUCACAAGGGAACUGGAUGAAGCAAAGCAGGACAGUAAAACAAAGAGCCUGAUGGACCUGGAAAUGCGGGACUACGAGCUGACGGUAAGCGAACUCCAAGGCCAGCUGGCAGAGAAGGACACCAGUAUUGCUGAACUGCAGGCAGAGAUCGAGAGAGAGAAGAGACGAUCAGGGAGUCUGCAGGAUCAGCUGGUUCACCUUUCCACUCAGGAAGCCACCGAAAGAGAGAGAGCAGAGAAGAUGAAGAAACUUCUCCUGGAUCACAAGACGCAGUUAGCCGAGCUGCGACAAGUACAGGAAGUCCAGGCGGCGGUACAGGAGACAGACCGAGUCACAAUUGAACAGCUCACCCAGGAAGUUGAAAAGCAGAAAUUAGUAUUGUCAGAAAUUAGCAUUGAAAAGACAAGACUAGAGGACGCUUUGAGGAAAUCUAAAGCUGUGGCUGAUCAUCAAAUUGAAGUCUUAGAAGAACAACUUUCAAAACAUAAAACUGAAGUAAGUCAGUUAACUUCAGAAUUGAAGACAGUUAAAGAUGAAUUUGAAGGAUACAAAGUGAGGGUCCACAGUGUAUUGAGACAAAAAUCCAGAGCACCAGACAUUGAUGUGAAUGAGCUGAAGACCGAGAGAGACCAGCUCCAGAGUGAUUAUGAUGCAGCCCAGUUAAGAAUACAACAGUUACAAUCUGAGAUCUCUGCAGUGAAGGCAGAACUCAGCUACUUGCAGUCUGAGAAGGAUGGACUUUUGCGUCAGGUGUCUUCCAUCACUGAGGAAUUGACCAAAAGGGAGUCGUCCCAUCAAGAGAAAGUUGCCAAACUGGAGAGUAAAAUUGAGACUAAGACAGCAGAGUAUCAGCUGAUCAUUGCCAACAUGUCCAUUCAAAAUGAAACUAUGAGUAAUAGCUUUAAGAAGCAACUCGAGACUCUACGUGACACCCACACUCAUGAGGUAGAGGAUCUUACAAAGAAACUUGAAGAAACUGAGGACAAGCUUUGGCAGCUCAAGAACAAUGUUAAUACUGCGCCAGCCCCUCCUGCGAAUGCAAGCAACUCCCUUAGUCCAUAUGCAGGUGUCCCUCACACUAAUCGUCAUGAAUUGGACACACACACCAAUACUUCUCACCAUAAUCAGCACAGACGUCAGCACAGCCAUGGCUCAGAGGAGAAUAGGAUUGAUAUCACUAACAUGAUCAGGGAAGAAGGAGAGGGAUCAGAGUGGGUGGAGCCUGUACACCAUUCCCCGGCUAGACCCAUGGGAUACAGCCCGCCACCCUUGGAGCAGCUCAUAAACUCUCCCCUGCCCUCAGCCCCCAGUCAGCAACCCCCUCAAGACGACACGGUCAGCGUCACCAGUGUUGCCACUGAUACCACAUUAAAGGAGAUAGAUAGGCUGGAGACGAAGUUGAAAUCAGGAGAGAUGCGGAUUCAGCAGCUGACCUCCCUCUUGCAUGAGUCUGAGGCAGAGAACGCCAAGCUGUCCCAACUGGCAGAUGCGCUCAAGGAAGAAAUCCGAAGAUCGGCUCGUAAUGAAAGCCGAGAAAAGCACAUGGAAAAUAUGGAAUAUGCCAAGAAUGUGAUAUUGAAGUUUUUGAUGUUGAGGAACAACGAGGAACGGAAACACCUUGUUCCUGUUCUGAAGACGGUUUUGCAGUUGUCGCCACAGGAAGUGUCACAGCUUGAGCAAAUGGCAGUUGGAACGGAAGAAGGAGCCUCAAACGGAGGAUGGAGUGAUUAUCUACAUCUCUGGUCAAGUAGAUAACAAGUGGCCGCACCAUUUUGAAAUCUGUUCAUUAGUCUCCAUUGCAACAUAUGUUGGGAUGUAGAGGUGACUACACUUUAGGUUGUAGUUUUUUUUUCUAUUUGUUUCUUUUUUUUCUGUGGAGUUAUAUGUUGAGAUGUAUAUAUUAGAGGAAAGUUUGGAAUAUUGUCAAGGACAUUGCUAUACACACACAAAAAAGCAAAAAACAAAGAAA
Penaeus indicus is the source of this 6113-nucleotide messenger RNA. RefSeq names its product GRIP and coiled-coil domain-containing protein 2-like. The transcript has 22 exons. Bases 32 to 5899 code for a protein of 1955 amino acids. The record is from RefSeq and is a predicted model, not a curated record. Lineage: Eukaryota; Metazoa; Arthropoda; Malacostraca; Decapoda; Penaeidae.